This is a messenger RNA of Dermacentor silvarum, 1314 nucleotides long. RefSeq names its product 26S proteasome regulatory subunit 10B (gene Rpt4). The record is from RefSeq and is a predicted model, not a curated record. Gene Ontology annotation, cellular component: proteasome regulatory particle, base subcomplex; cytosolic proteasome complex. NCBI's taxonomy places the organism in Eukaryota, Metazoa, Arthropoda, Arachnida, Ixodida, Ixodidae. Gene Ontology annotation, molecular function: ATP hydrolysis activity; proteasome-activating activity; ATP binding. The transcript has 12 exons. Gene Ontology annotation, biological process: positive regulation of RNA polymerase II transcription preinitiation complex assembly. Bases 36 to 1244 code for a protein of 402 amino acids.
CAUCCGAAUUUCCAGUCGGAGCAAAAAGAGAAAACAUGGCGGCUGCUGCAGUGAGUACCCCGCCGGUGGCUCCUGCGGGAGAGCAAAUCGAGAAAUAUCGCGAAGACUACCGAAAGAAGUUGACUGAGCACAAGGAGGUGGAGAGCAGGCUCAAGGAAAUGCGAGAGCAGCUGAAGGAACUGAACAAACAGUAUGAGAAGUCUGAGAAUGACCUGAAGGCUCUUCAAAGUGUUGGCCAGAUUGUUGGUGAAGUUUUGAAGCAACUUACAGAAGAAAAAUUCAUUGUAAAGGCAACCAAUGGCCCACGCUAUGUGGUCGGAUGCCGACGGCAGUUGGACAAGGCCAAGCUGAAGCCAGGGACACGUGUGGCUCUGGAUAUGACCACACUAACAAUCAUGAGGUACCUUCCUCGGGAGGUGGACCCAUUGGUGUACAACAUGUCGCACGAAGACCCCGGCAACAUCUCUUACUCCAUGAUUGGAGGCCUUUCCGAGCAGAUCCGCGAGCUGCGAGAGGUGAUCGAGCUGCCCCUGCUGAACCCUGAGCUGUUCCAGCGUGUGGGCAUCACCCCUCCCAAGGGCUGCCUGCUGUAUGGGCCCCCGGGCACUGGCAAAACACUUCUCGCCCGUGCUGUCGCAAGCCAGAUCGAAGCCAAUUUCCUCAAGGUGGUUUCGAGUGCCAUCGUCGACAAGUACAUUGGGGAGAGUGCCAGACUCAUCCGCGAGAUGUUCAACUACGCCCGCGACCAUCAACCCUGCGUCAUCUUCAUGGACGAGAUCGAUGCCAUCGGUGGCCGUAGGUUCUCUGAAGGAACAUCCGCCGACCGAGAGAUCCAGAGGACCCUCAUGGAGCUUCUGAACCAGAUGGACGGCUUCGACUCCCUGGGACAGGUCAAGAUCAUCAUGGCUACAAACAGGCCCGACACCCUUGACCCUGCACUCCUGCGUCCCGGUCGUCUCGACCGCAAAAUUGAGAUCCCGCUGCCAAACGAACAAGCCCGGCUCGACAUUGUCAAGAUCCAUGCCACACCUAUCACAAAGCAUGGCGAAGUUGACUGGGAGGCAGUGGUGAAGCUUUCGGAUGGGUUCAACGGUGCAGAUCUGCGCAACGUGUGCACUGAAGCUGGUAUGUUUGCCAUUCGUGCCGACCGGGAGUUCGUCAUUGAGGAAGACUUCAUGAAGGCAGUGCGUAAGGUGGCCGACAACAAGAAGCUAGAAUCGAAGCUGGACUACAAGCCGGUGUAGACACCCCCCUCUGCCUGACGAGCUGUACACUAGGACGAGUGUUUGGUGUUCUAAGUAAAACUUUUUUUUU